AAGUUUCUUAUUGUGAAAAUCAAAACCAGAAUUCAUGAUUCUCAUUGACGUUGAUCACUUGUUGAGCGGAGCGCACGCACAGGAAACCCCGCAGUGACAAUCUAAUUUCACAAAGGAUACGACUGUCUUAACUGAGGGACCUAUUUUAUGUCAAUUUACCACAAAAACGUGCAUUUUUCGAGAUUGUUUCAUUUCGGUACUUGUUUUUUUUUUUUUCUGAGUGUUGACGCCCAAACAGGCUGAACUAUUGAUCUGAACCGAACACCUAGAAGGGCUCUCAUCACAAGUGCUUAUCAUGUCUGGCGAAGAGGCUCCAACUCUGCAGCAACAACCUGAACAGGAGAAGAAGCCCGACGAACCUCCGCCGGCGGCCGCUGCGGAAGCACCGCAGGAGUCGGCGAGCAGCCCUGCAGCCGAGGAGAAGCCCCUCUCCUGGCGGGCUCUGGUCCUGACGGGGCACGGGGGCUACGAGAAAAUCAAGCUGCAGGUGAAGACGCAGGAGCGGCCGCAGCUGCAGGCAGGAGAGGUCCUGGUGCGCCUCAAGGCGUGCGGGCUGAACUUCGCCGAGCUCCUGGGCAAACAGGGUCUGUACGAGCUGCUGCCCACCCCGCCUGUCAUCCUGGGCAUGGAGGGCUCCGGGGUCAUUGAAGCCGUCGGAGAGGGAGUGACGGACAGGAAGGUGGGGGAUCGAGUCAUCGCAAUGAGCCGCAGUGGCAUGUGGCAGGAAGUUGUUGUUGUGUCCGCCAACCUCACCUUCCCCAUGCCUGAGCAGAUGAGCUUUGAGGAAGGUGCCGCUAUCCCCAUAAACUACAUCACCGCCUACAUGAUGCUGUUUGAGAUGGCCAACGUGAGGCCGGGCAAGAGUGUUCUCAUCCACAUGGCAGCAGGUGGUGUUGGAAUCGCUGUCACCCAGCUGUGUCAGACUGUGCCAGAUGUGACUGUUUUUGGCACGGCAUCAGCCACCAAACAUGAGACAAUUGCCCAAGGCGGCGUAACUCACCCCAUCGACUACCGCACCAAAGACUACAUGGAGGAAAUUCGCAAAAUCAGCCCGAAAGGAGUGGACAUCGUCCUCGACCCACUUGGUGGUUCAGACACCCAGAAAGGCUUCAGUUUGUUGAAACCGUUGGGCACGCUUGUAGUCUUUGGUGCAGCCAAUUGUGUGACAGGCCAGAAGAAGAACCUGUUGGCCAUGGCAAAGACCUGGUACAACCAGCUCUCUCUCACCGCGCUCAAACUGAUGCAGUCCAACAAGGCCGUCUGCGGCUUCCACCUGGGCUACAUCACUGAUGGGGAACUCAUCAGCAGGACUAUGUUCAAGCUGCUGGAGCUCUACGAUCAGGGAAAGAUCAAGCCCCGCAUUGACUCAUGCUAUCACUUCGAGCAGGUGACUGAUGCCAUGAAGCGCAUGCACGAACGCCAAAACAUUGGGAAAGUCAUCCUUCUCCCUGAAGCAAAGGAGGAGGAGGAAGCAGCAAAGGAGGAGGAAGCGAAGGAGGAGGAAGCAGCGGAAUCUAAGUCCAACCCCGAGCCGGUUGAAAAUGUGGAAAAAACUGAAGCUGCCAUCGACGAGAAGGAAGAAGAGGCCACAGAGGAAGUUAAGGCAGAGGAUUGAGUAAGAGUGUUUAUUUCAAUGAUGUUUUCAAGCACUUCCUGAACGAGUUAACUUUUGUUCGCUUUUCACAAAGAGAAGAAAAACAAGAUGCCAUGUAAUCUUUGAUUUUGUCAGUAUUUUCAAAUGUUUUUGAAGAUUUUGUGGUGUGAUAUGUCUACAGUGUAGUGUCUAUGUUGGGAAUACUUUGGGAAAGUUUGUCAUAUAUAUAUAUAUAUAUAUAUAUAUAUGCUUCACUAUAUUGCAAAAAAAGGUCGACCUAAAAAUUAAACAUUUCCAUUAGAAGAUAACCGGCAAGUUUAUAUUUUGAGAAUAAUAGUGAUUUUCACUUUGUUUGUUAUUCAUUGUGUUUUUUUUUCAUUUUCAUUCGUUUUGUUGCAGCUUUCUUAAUUGAUUGUGUUGCUGAUUGCAAGGCACUUUUUCUUAACUGUGAGAAGAAUGGCAUCAUUUUGUCAGUGAUAGAAUUUUGAUGCAUUUAAGAUUUAAAUAAUGGCUUCAUACAUACCAGCCCUGGUUCUGAUUCUUUGUAUACUAACCUGAAAUACAUUUCCCUUUGUGCUUUUUCUUUAAUCGGAGUCAUCAAAUCUGGCAAAGUGAUUUGAAUAUAAUCAAGAUAAAUUACCGAGUUUUGUUAACUCCUUUGAUCCAGUUACAGAUUAUUAAUUUGAUGAAGUAAUGAGUAACUGUAAUCAUAUUUGCCAACCCUAUUUUAUCAGUAAACAUUAGCGUAAGGCUUGUUAGGAAUAGUAGUGAUCGUUCUAGUUUCAUGGGUUGUGAUGCAAAACUCAAAUUCCUCUUUCAUGAAUGUUGUUCGACAAAAGUCUCUCUUUGUAUUCUAGUUCAAAUUGUUGUAUUUUUCUCUCAUAUUUGUGCCAAAUUUAAAGUCAGCUUUCACUACUGCCACCAAGUCUGUGAAUAACAAUUAGCGGGACUUCCCUGUCUUGGCACUCGUUUGGGUUUUCUUCCAAACAAUGUUGUGCUGAACUUGAGCUAAAACUGUUCGGCAAGCCAUGUGAAGGCAUCUCACCUCGAUUGAUUUAGCUGCUUUCUUAAAUCCUACAUUGCCUCUUCAAAUAAAAAAAAUAUAAGUGUU
Messenger RNA from Anarrhichthys ocellatus (wolf-eel), 2705 nucleotides. RefSeq names its product synaptic vesicle membrane protein VAT-1 homolog. NCBI's taxonomy places the organism in Eukaryota, Metazoa, Chordata, Actinopteri, Perciformes, Anarhichadidae. Gene Ontology annotation, biological process: negative regulation of mitochondrial fusion. The coding region runs from base 296 to 1615 and encodes 439 amino acids. The transcript is spliced from 6 exons. Gene Ontology annotation, cellular component: mitochondrial outer membrane. The record is from RefSeq and is a predicted model, not a curated record. Gene Ontology annotation, molecular function: oxidoreductase activity.